UUUUUUACUGUCAAAUUGCGAGUUUGACUGAUGUAUGGACAUUUGUAUGCAACUAUGAAUGUCAGAGAGAGCAGUGUCACUCUGGUUGACUGGAAUCUUGAAUGAAUAUUGGUAUACAUGUGUUUCACUACUUUUUCAUUCCCUAUAUCUUUGUUUUUUUCUGUCCUUUAUAAGAAAAUGUUUGUCUUCUGUUUUUCAGUUCACUAUCAUUGUAUCCGUUUAUGCACAUAUUUACAUGUAGAAGCAAAAAUUCAAAAUGUCGUGACAAAUGUGCACGGCGUUCAGUAAAACAUUUUUUCCAGUUCAAAUAAGUUUUUGUAUUUCUUCAGAUAUCUUACGUGAUUGAAAAAUAUAUUUUUCGAAAAAAAGUAAAAUAUGGAAAUUUAACAUACCCUUUAACUAAACUAUUAACACUAUUCCAAUCCUAGACCUAGAGUUAAAUGCAUUUUUUUUUCUGAUCAUUAUUUUAAUUAACAUCCCUAAAAUAAUGGUUACAAUGUUUUGCUUCAACUGUCUCCGUGCCGACGUCUGUCAGAUCAGCUGAUCACCUUAUCGUAAGGACCAAAACAGCUAACGCUAGCUCAACAUAGCCGGUGGUAAAAGUUAUGAAAGGAAAUGGCGAUUUAAUACUGUAGGAUAAGAUCCUGGCUUUGGUAAGAAAUUGACAGCGUCUGGCCACCAACCAGAUUGAAAGCUUUAACUGGAGACUAACUAUGUCUUAUGUCUGAAAAUGGGAGGAAGUGGAUCCAAAGCCAAAGGUGUCUGGCCUUUCUCAGGCAGUGGAGCUGCUGGAGGGGAUUCAGCCAGUGAAGGGAACGAGCAGUCUGUGGCCCGCCUCAAAAGUUCCAGAAAUGCAGCACCAUUUGUUUUUACCAGAAGGAGUUCUUUGUACUAUGACGAGGACGGUGACCUUGCCCAUGAGUUCUAUGAAGAGACGGUGGUGACAAAAAAUGGCAGAAAAAAGUCCAAGUUGAAGAGGAUCCAGAAAAAUCUGAUUCCGCAGGGAGUUGUGAAGCUCGACCACCCGUGUAUACAUGUAGAUUUCCCCAUCAUCCUCUGUGAGGUGUCAAAAGUUGCACAGGACUGAUCUACUAUGAAGUGCAGCCACAGUUUCUCUUCUCGGAGCAAAGUCUGGUCCCAGUGUCCAAGCAUUACAGUCAAGAUUGGAGUUGUGGUCUGGUGAGAAAAAGUCAAACUGAUAUAUUGAAUGAAAUGUUAUACAUUUUAAUUCAACUAUUGUCAGAGGGUGCCCUGUUCAUAUAUCCAUAUUUUGAUAUUCACAAAAGUAGUGUUGGUACUGGUUGUGUGUUCACUACCCAGCUGAUAUGUAAGCAGUCUUAGAGAAUACAUCGAAUGAAGUUGUAUUUCUCUUGUGAGUUUUUUGCAGGGAAAAACAUCCUUGAUGUGAAAAGGCUUUAACGUGUUAUGCCUUCUGUGAGACGUAGAGUGAAACUGUAUGUCUUUGUAUGUGUACAUGUGUGCACUUAGGUUUGUUUGCUUGAAUGUGUGUGACAGAGGGACCGAAGAUGUAGUUACAGGGUAGAAUAAGGAAGGAUUGUGAAAUUUAUUGUAUAUAUGGUCAUGUUCUGUAUUGUCACGUCUGAGUCUGUCUCAGUUACCGGAGCUCAGACCUGCACUAGUGAACAUAAUGUACUGUAAAUAAUAUCAGAUUUCUUAGUUGGAAAUACUUGAAUAAAUGGUUUACUGAGCUGAA
Messenger RNA from Cottoperca gobio, 1714 nucleotides. RefSeq names its product tumor suppressor 2, mitochondrial calcium regulator a (gene tusc2a). Gene Ontology annotation, biological process: regulation of mitochondrial membrane potential; inflammatory response. The record is from RefSeq and is a predicted model, not a curated record. The transcript has 4 exons. NCBI's taxonomy places the organism in Eukaryota, Metazoa, Chordata, Actinopteri, Perciformes, Bovichtidae. The coding region runs from base 731 to 1087 and encodes 118 amino acids. Gene Ontology annotation, cellular component: mitochondrion.